Messenger RNA from Grosmannia clavigera kw1407, 1035 nucleotides. Its product is annotated as phosphoribosyl diphosphate synthase isoform 4. The record is from RefSeq and is a predicted model, not a curated record. The coding region runs from base 1 to 1035 and encodes 344 amino acids. Gene Ontology annotation, molecular function: magnesium ion binding; ribose phosphate diphosphokinase activity. Gene Ontology annotation, cellular component: ribose phosphate diphosphokinase complex; cytoplasm. The transcript has 3 exons. Gene Ontology annotation, biological process: purine nucleotide biosynthetic process; ribonucleoside monophosphate biosynthetic process; 5-phosphoribose 1-diphosphate biosynthetic process. Lineage: Eukaryota; Fungi; Ascomycota; Sordariomycetes; Ophiostomatales; Ophiostomataceae.
AUGUUUUGCAUGAAAGAGGCAUACGUCUUUCUCAUACUUGGCAGAAUCGGAAGUCCGUUAGAGGAACUGAAGAACUCGCGCUUCUCCAAUGGCGAAACAUUUGUGACCAUUGGAAAGUCUGUCCGAGGUGCCGAUGUCUUCCUUCUCCAGACGGCAGCAGAUCCGGUCAACGAGGUUCUCAUGGAGCUUCUGAUUGCCAUCAGCGCCUGCAAGAUAGCAUCGGCCAAGAGGAUCACCGCCGUGCUGCCGUGCUUUCCCUAUGCCAGACAGGACAAAAAGGAUCGCAGCAGAGCACCCAUAACAGCCAAGCUUGUAGCCAACAUGCUGGAGAGCGCCGGAUGCACGCACGUUAUCACGAUUGACCUGCACGCCUCACAAAUCCAGGGAUUCUUCAACAUUCCCGUCGACAAGUCCGUAGCCCCCUUUUCCUCUUCCCUCUUCUUCCGCAAAGCCACUGGGCUAACGUUUGGCUUCCCGUCGUCCGUACAGCGUCAGUCCACCCCGCUCGAAGAAGACGGUUCGGUAGAACUGACCAGCAUACAGCUGUUUGCAGAAAAGACGUUUAUCGAGUACAUCCGCCGAGAGUUCAGCCUGAAGGACCUCGUUAUCGUGUCACCAGAUGCAGGCGGCACCAAGCGCGCGGCCACAAUCGCGGAUCGGCUGCAGGUUGACCUGGCCAUCAUCCACAAGGAGCGCAAGGUGGCGAACCAGGUGAGCCGCAUGAUCCUUGUGGGCAGUGUGGCCGACAAGGUGGCCAUACUCGUCGACGACAUUGCCGACACAUGCGGCACCCUCGCGCUGGCCGCCAAGAUCCUCAAGCAGCACGGGGCCAAGAAGAGCGUGGCAUUGGUCACGCACGGCUUCCUGAGCGGUCCAGCCGUGUCGGCUGUCGAGAACAGCGAACUCGAGAGCGUCAUCGUCACCAACACGCUGCCGCUGCCUCUCCAAGCCCAGAGCUGCAGCAAGAUCCGGCAGAUAGACGUCAGUCCGGUGAUUGGAGAGGCGAUUCGACGGACAUUUUAUGGAGAAUCGUAA